Molecule: messenger RNA, 1245 nt
Organism: Mercurialis annua (annual mercury)
Lineage: Eukaryota; Viridiplantae; Streptophyta; Magnoliopsida; Malpighiales; Euphorbiaceae
Product: metalloendoproteinase 3-MMP-like
Exons: 1
Coding region: 1-936 (311 amino acids)
Biological process (GO): extracellular matrix organization; collagen catabolic process; proteolysis
Cellular component (GO): extracellular matrix
Molecular function (GO): zinc ion binding; metalloendopeptidase activity
Source: RefSeq, a predicted model, not a curated record
AUGGCUUCUUGUAAAGCAUUUGCCUUGUUAUUAUUUACUCUUAUUGCCUUGAUUUCGCUUAUUUGUGAUGCUGAUGAUUAUCACAAGAAGUCACCACCUUUGGAGUUUCUUAAACAUCUUCAAGGAUGUCAUAAAGGUGACAACACCAAAGGCAUCGAUGAGCUCAAAAACUAUCUUAAUCAUUUUGGUUACUUGACUUACAAUCAAUCUCAUCCCAAUGACGAUCACUAUGAUGAUCUCUUAGAGUCUGCUAUCACAACUUAUCAACUCAACUACCACUUGAAUGUCUCCGGAUUCUUAGAUCCUCAAACCGUGUUGAAGUUGAUGACACCUCGAUGUGGCGUUGCUGACAUCGUUAACGGCACUACUUGGAUGGAAUCCGGCAAGAAAAGCAGCAGCCACCACCAUCACCACCGUCGCCAUGGUCCUAAAUCUCUACGUACAGUUUCACACUAUAGUUUCUUCCCAAAUUUCCCUAGAUGGCCAGCUUCUAAGUACCAUUUGACCUACUCAUUUCUUCCAAUCUUUCCGUCGUGGGCUGUGAACCCAGUGGCUGGAGCUUUUGCUACGUGGGAAGCUAAUACACAUUUUAGUUUUUCAUUUAUUCAACUUUAUACAGCUGCUGAUAUUGUAAUAAGCUUUCACAGAGGUGAGCAUGGCGAUGGUCAGCCUUUUGAUGGUCCAGGUGGGACUAUAGCCCAUGCAUUUGCACCACAGGUGGGGCUUUUCCAUUAUGAUGCGGAUGAGAUAUGGUCGAUCGAGGCCGUAGCUGGUGCAUAUCACUUGGAGACAACAGCCUUACAUGAAAUAGGUCAUCUUCUUGGACUUGGACAUAGCUCCGUCGAGAGUGCCAUCAUGUAUCCGCUUAUCUAUCCCGGCACGACCAAGGGUUUGCAUUUUGAUGAUAUUCAAGGGAUUAGGGUUUUAUACAGUUAGUGACACCAUUCCAUCAACCAGCUUGAUUAUGUCAAUAAAGAUGUAAUUAAGAAGAUGAACAUCUCUCAACCAAUGUCUUCAACUUGAAUAAUUAUACAACGCAACGGUUGUGCCACGUCAUUCAUGCAACAAACCAAUGAGGCGUUAGUCAUAUGCAAAUAUUUAAUGAUGAAAAAAUAAACAAUAAAUAAAGAUUGCUUAUCGCAAAUACUUAUUGGCUUGUUGUAAAAAUAAUAUGGCACAUCCGUUUCAACUUAUUCCAUAUGUAAAAAUGUUAUCAAAUAAAAGGUUUUAAUUGGAUUUUACUAA